Messenger RNA from Anguilla rostrata (American eel), 4580 nucleotides. Its product is annotated as anoctamin-1-like. The transcript is spliced from 27 exons. Gene Ontology annotation, biological process: chloride transmembrane transport. The coding region runs from base 28 to 3363 and encodes 1111 amino acids. NCBI's taxonomy places the organism in Eukaryota, Metazoa, Chordata, Actinopteri, Anguilliformes, Anguillidae. Gene Ontology annotation, cellular component: plasma membrane. The record is from RefSeq and is a predicted model, not a curated record. Gene Ontology annotation, molecular function: intracellularly calcium-gated chloride channel activity; protein dimerization activity.
UGACCAUUAGCCUGACCUCGAGCUCUCAUGGAAUUAGCCCCUCGCAAGUUAAGCCUGUGCGGGACCAGGAGUGGACUAUACACGAUAACCUCACUCCCAGGUCUCCCUGCCCGUGGAUCCUCUCACCCACCAGCUCUACUACCCCUCACGGGAAAGAUGGCAAAAAGAGCAGCUCCGGGCGUCGAGACACCACGUGAUGGUCCGGAUCGAGGCAGGGUCACCACUGCCAUGAGCGAGUCUUCCUCGAUCCACAGCGACAAAUUCCUCUCUUUGCCACGCGGACCGUCAGAAGUGGACCUGGACAUGAUCAACGGUGUGUUCGAUCCCUUGGACUGCAACGAAGAACGCCCAGAAACCAAGACUACGAUGCCGCAGAUGUCGGGCAAGGAUGAACUACCUGCAGAGAACUGUACGGUGGAGGUGCCUGAGGACGGCGGGAGCGGCCUGUUCUUCGCGGACGGGAAGAGGAAGGUGGACUACGUCCUGGUGUUCCCCGGGCGGCGGGGCACCUCCAUCCAGGAGUCCCCCGAGCAGCACCGGCUGUCCGUCAUCUCCAACGGCAGCUUCCACGCCUCCGCCGACAAGGCGGAGCCCCGGGCGGCCGACCGCGACCACGGUCACGGUCACGGGCACGGUCACGGUCACGGUCACGCCGACCCCCAGGACGGCGAGAUGAUCCCCAUCAGGGAGGAGUUCGAGUCCGGCCUGCUGGAGGCGGGGCUGGAGAUCGAGCGGGACAAAGAGAAGGGCCAUGGGCUGAGCUUCGUCCGGGUGCACGCCCCCUGGCCCGUGCUCUGCAGGGAGGCCGAGUUCCUGAAGGUCAAAGUGUCCACAAAGAAGAGCUACGAGCUGAAGCAGGAGAAGGGGCUCUCGGGCACCCUGUCCGCCAUCUGGCGGACGCUCAACCAGCCCUUCCAGCCCAACGUGCCACAACCCCAGGACCAGGGCCGCAUCAAGUACCUGUCCCACUCUUUCUCCCGGGACAAGCUACACCUAUACGACAUCAAGUGCAAGGACACCUUCUUCGACAACACGACCCGCAGUCGCAUAGUGUACGAGAUCCUGAGGCGCACAGCGUGCUUGCGGACCUGCCAAACCAUGGGUAUCUCCACCUUAAUCGCCAAAGGCGUCUACACAACCGCCUUCCCUCUGCACGACGGCGACUACCACGGCAGUGGCAAGGACGAACCGAGAAACGACAGACAGAUACUGCACGAGGAGUGGGCUCGAUACGGAGCCUUCUACAAGUACCAGCCCGUCGACCUCAUCAGGAAGUACUUUGGGGAGAAGAUCGGCCUGUACUUCGCCUGGCUGGGCGUUUACACGCAGCUGCUCAUCCCAGCCUCGGUGGUGGGCAUCAUCGUGUUCUUUUACGGGUGCGCCACCGUGGACGCCAACGUGCCCAGCAUGGAGAUGUGCGACGAGAAGCAGAACUUCACCAUGUGCCCGCUGUGCGACGGGUCAUGUGACUACUGGCACCUCAGCACCGCCUGCAGCACCGCCCGCGCCAGCCACCUCUUCGACAACCCCGGCACCGUCUUCUUCGCCAUCUUCAUGUCCCUCUGGGCGGCCAUGUUCCAGGAACACUGGAAGCGCAGGCAGAUCAGCCUGAACUACAGCUGGGACCUGGCUGGCUUGGAAGAGGAGAAGGAACACCCGAGACCAAAAUACGAAACCCUCCUCCUGCAGAAGACCAAGAAAAAGAGGAAGAAUAAAAAGGGCAAAAUCGAGUCGUACCGAGGCUCGGUGGACACGCCGGACGCCGGGAGGGAGAAGUGGAGGCAGAGGUUACUGCUGGCCAUGAACGGGAUGCUGCCGCCAGGACAUGAGAAGCUAACAUGGAGAGACCGGUUGCCUGGGUACUUCAUCAACAUCUCCUCCAUUUUGUUAAUGUUCGCGGUGACGUUCUCGGCGGUGUUCGGCGUCAUCGUGUACCGCAUCACCCUGUCGGCCAUCAUGGCGAUGAGCCCGGACCCCGAGGUCAAGUCCAACGUGCGCGUGACGGUCACGGCCACCGCCGUCGUCAUCAACCUGGUGGUCAUCCUCAUCCUGGACGAGAUCUACGGCAGCGUGGCCGUCUGGCUGACCGAGCUCGAGAUCCCCAAAACGGAGACGGACUUCGAGGAGCGUCUGAUCCUGAAGGCCUUCCUGCUGAAGUUCAUGAACGCGUACGCCCCCAUCUUCUACGUGGCCUUUUUCAAGGGAAGGUUCGCCGGCCGACCGGGGAACUACGUCUACGUCUUCAACCACUAUCGCAUGGAGGAGUGUGCUCCGGGAGGCUGCCUGAUAGAGCUCUGCAUUCAGCUGAGCAUCAUCAUGCUGGGCAAGCAGCUGAUUCAAAACAACAUCUUUGAGAUUGGCAUCCCGAAGCUGAAGAAGCUGUACCGGUCUCUGAAGGACAAGGGCUCGGACCCAGAGCAGGUGGACGAGCAGACCCAGCGCUGGCACCAGGACUACAGGCUGGAGCCCUUCCAGGGGCUCACCCCCGAGUACAUGGAGAUGAUUAUCCAGUUCGGGUUCGUCUCCCUCUUCGUGGCUUCCUUCCCCCUGGCUCCGCUCUUCGCCCUGCUGAACAACGUCAUCGAGAUCCGCCUCGACGCCAAGAAGUUCGUCACCGAGCUCCGGCGGCCGGACGCCGUGCGAACCAAAGACAUCGGUAUCUGGUACAACAUUCUCAGUGGGAUGGGGAAGUUCUCUGUCAUCAUAAACGCCUUCGUCAUCUCCUUCACCUCGGACUUCAUCCCGCGCCUGGUCUACCUGUACAUGUACAGCGACUCGGGCAGCAUGCACGGCUUCAUCGACCACACCCUCUCCUACUUCAACGUCAGCAACUUCAAGCCGGGCACCGCGCCCGACUUCACCCCGGCCGACCGCGAGGUGGUGUACUGCAGGUAUAAGGACUACCGGGAGCCGCCCUGGUCUCCCCAGGCCUACCAGUUCUCCAAGCAGUACUGGUCCGUCCUGGCCGCCCGCCUGGCCUUCGUCAUCGUCUUCCAGAACCUGGUGAUGUUCCUGAGCAUGCUGGUGGACUGGAUGAUCCCGGACGUGCCCAAGGACAUCAGCGAGCAGAUGAAGCGGGAGAAGACCAUGCUGGUGGACGUCUUCCUGAAGGAGGAGAAGGAGAAGAUCCAGCUGCUGCAGAACCUGUUCCUCAAGGACCCGUCGGGGCGGAGCCAGGGCCGGACCCCGCCCCCGGGCCAGCAGCUGCCGGGGCAACAGCCGGGGGGGGCGGGGUGGUGGCGGCAGCAGCAGCAGCAGCAGCCGGCCGAGCACACGCCUCGAACCCGCGCCCGGGCGGCCAGCUUCAGCCAGUUCAGCCGGCAGCCGUCGCCCGGGAAACCGGUGAAGCACACGGACGUGUGAGCCAGGGGGGCGUGCGUCUGUGUGUGUAUGUGUGUGUGGCUGCGCGUGUGUGUGAGGGUGGGUGUGUCUGUGCAAGUGGGUGUGUGUGUGUGCGCGUGUGUGGGUGCAUGUGUGUGUAGGUUUGUGGGUAUGGGUGGAUGAGGGUGGGUGUGUCUACGCGAGCGCGUGUGGGUGAUGGAUUUGUGGGUGCGGGCAGGUGUGUGUGCAUGGGUGGGUUUAGAUGUAGGCAGGUGUGUGGGUGAUGGGUUUGUGGGUGCGGGCAGGUGUGUGUGGGUUUGUGGGUAGAGGUAGGUGUGUGUGUGGGUGGGUUUGUGGGUGCAGGAAGGUGUGUGGGCGGGUGUGUGUGUGUGUGUGUGGGUGUGGGUAUAUAGGUGCGGGUGGGUGGUGCUGGACUUUAGGGAAGGGGAAACGCCCCGGAGGCUCAGAGAGGACUCACCCCACCUCCACUACGGACCUGUCGGACCCAACACGACCCCGGAGUUCAUUUCUAACAUUUCCUUUCCUUCUGUACCCAAACCACGGUACCCAAAGCUCCAUUUUCCAAUUCUUUCUCUCUCUGUCUCUCUCUCUCGCUUUCCUCCUUUGUCCUCCUCUUCUUUCUCCCCCUCUCUCUUUUACUUUGAGUCCUCAUCGAGUCCGCCUGCUCACUGCAGAAAUUAGCCGUUUAGCCGCUCGCUCCGAAACGACAGUUUGCCCGUUUUCUGCGGACCUGGCUUCACCCCCCCUCACCCCCCUCACCCCCCCACGACAGCAGCAGAAGCAGGAGGAAGACUGCGGACGACUGGGGCAUCUGAGCUCAGACGUGCUUUUGGGGUAUUUCACCUUUAAAAGCCUUAAUGGCUGGAAACAGGGAAACGUCUGUCUGUCUGUCUGUCUGGUUUUUUUUUUUUCCUUAGAUACUGAAAUACUUCCGUCUCCAAGCAGCACAUCUGACGACGACAAUGAAGGCACUUUCUGUCCGAAUUUAAAAAUGCACAGCAAAAUUCCUAGUGCUAAAUUAACUCUAACAGUGUUUGAGUCCAACAGGAGCAAAAUGUACUCUGCUAGUGUUAAAGCUACUCUGUCAGAGUAGAUUUUACACUGAAAUCUUUGCUGUGUAAUUUCAUUCUGUAUGGCUUGUAUUAUUCUGAAAAUCACUUAAGCUUAUGAAUGCUAAAUAAAACAUUGUUUAAAAAUAUGAAUGUUAAAAAAAAAUAUUAAAAUGUUUUUUGUUUAAA